GAACUGUUGAUAUCGCCAUCUAUAUACCUCCCAACAUCUCAAGCAUGGUACAAAUCAACAACACAUCAGAAGUCCGUCUGAGUUACACCCUCUACAACAGCAGCAGCCUGUUUGUGCAGACUUCCCAGGGUGCAGCGGGACCUUUCCAGGGUGCAGCGGGACCUUCCCAUGAUGCCGUGGGAACCCGCGUCAUCGGCGGGAGAAUCGCAGGGAGGCGGGUCAAGAACCUGCCCGAACCGGUCAUCAUCACCUUUGCCCCCCUACAGAAUUUUCUUCCUGAAGACGUGAAGGGGGUCAGGUGUGUGUUUUGGGACUUUGAGGCCGAGGCAGGACAAGGAGCGUGGUCGACUGAAGGGUGUGAGAGCACGGGCGAGGAAAAUGGACUGUACACCUGCGCCUGUAACCACCUCACCAACUUCGCGGCAAUCUUUGACGUGCUCGGUGCGGGUUUCGGAGAGCACGAGAGACCGCUAGAGGUCAUCACUAUUGUGGGGUGUGUCGUGUCCAUCGUUUGCCUGGUCCUCACCUUACUCUCUUUUAUCGUCACAAGGAACUACAAACGCCGCGCCAGCACAGGCCAUGCCAGGAACCAGCGGCUCGUCCUCAUCAACCUCUGUGUGGCUCUGCUGGCCAUCCUCGUCAUCUUCCUCGCUGGCAUCAACCAGACGGCGUCUCCCAUUGGCUGUACGGUGGUGGCCGCGUUGUUACACUACUUCCUAUUGGCUGCCUUGGUGUGGAUGGCGGUGGAGGCCGUUAACAUAUACCUCGCCGUUGUGGUAGUGUUUGACCAUCACGUGUCUGAGAACUUCGUCAUCAGGGCUGCAGCAGUGGCAUGGGGCUUUCCCCUUGUCGCCACGGUGCUGACUGUGGGACCCUCGAGUCUCUACCAAUACAGGAUGAAGAACAAUUGCUGGUUGGCACAGACACCCCUGAUCUAUGCCUUCCUGCUCCCAGCGGGUCUCAUCCUGCUGUUCAACCUGAUGGUCUUCGUCAUCGUCAUGUGCAAACUGGUGCGGGACGAGAGGGAACUCAAACAGCUCAGAGGUGCUAAGGUCCAAGAGGCAGACCGUUACUGGAUAACCCGCCAGAUCCGCCGAGCCUUCAGCAUCAUGGCUCUGUUUGGUCUCACCUGGCUGUUCGGCUUCUUCGUCAUCACCGACGCGCGCGCAGUGUUCGCCUACCUGUUCUGCCUCUUCAACACCCUCCAGGGCCUCUUCAUCUUCAUCUUCCACUGCGUGAUGCGAGAGGACAUGAAGAAGUGGUGGAGGAAGCUGAGAGACAUGGCGGCACCGUGCAGCUACAGGGGAGAGAAGAAGCGUGGUCUGUACGAUGUCAGUGGGAGAAGAACGUCGUUGUCUUCCACUGUACAAACGUCACAGACAACGCUUGUACGGCUGAGCUCUCUCUCAUAUAAUAGCCCACCUGAUGGCGAGCCAAUGUAGUAACAUUCAUGUCUAUUUUUAGGGAGACUGUCUUGGGAUUGGAAAGACUGUGUUAAAAACCUGAUGGUGAGCCGCUGUAGUAACAUUCAAGUCCAUUGUUCAGGAUACUGGAAAGAUGGUGUUAAAAAGAAUUUAUAUUGCAUUUCACAUAUAUGAGGACAAUGAGAAACAAGUAAUACACUAGAACAAACCAAAAUCACAUACCACGCAAUCAAUGAUACAUAAACGUAUUUUUUAUCAAAGAAAAACUAAACGGAAUGCACAACAUGUAAAUGAAUUCAUUUUUACGCAGAUAAACUGAGAAAAAGAUCUAACAAUCAUAUAUUAAUGGGCAUUAAUCUAUUGAAACGAAAGCAUAUAAAGCAAAUCCAG
Branchiostoma floridae (Florida lancelet) is the source of this 1814-nucleotide messenger RNA. Its product is annotated as adhesion G protein-coupled receptor L3-like. The record is from RefSeq and is a predicted model, not a curated record. Lineage: Eukaryota; Metazoa; Chordata; Leptocardii; Amphioxiformes; Branchiostomatidae. Gene Ontology annotation, biological process: G protein-coupled receptor signaling pathway; cell surface receptor signaling pathway. The transcript has 8 exons. Gene Ontology annotation, cellular component: membrane. Gene Ontology annotation, molecular function: G protein-coupled receptor activity. The coding region runs from base 45 to 1442 and encodes 465 amino acids.